Messenger RNA from Ahaetulla prasina, 1267 nucleotides. It is a transcript of the gene TMEM179B, whose product is annotated as transmembrane protein 179B. The record is from RefSeq and is a predicted model, not a curated record. The coding region runs from base 1 to 921 and encodes 306 amino acids. The transcript is spliced from 6 exons. NCBI's taxonomy places the organism in Eukaryota, Metazoa, Chordata, Lepidosauria, Squamata, Colubridae.
AUGAAAUUGAAAUUCCAGCCAGGCACUUUUGCCAAAAACCACCGUUUGUUCAAGGCGGGGAGGCGGAGUUUGGCAAACCUGCGGAAGUCGGCUUGUGCCCAAAAUCCCCGCGUCCCUCCUUCCUUCUUUCCCCGCGCGCAGCGGGAUCCCAGCCGCGGCAGCACCUCGGGGACCAAAGCCGCCUGCCCCGGGCUGCCUCCUCCUCCUCCUCCUCCGGCCGGGCUGAGAUCCGAGGACGGGCGCAGCGCUGCUCGGUUCCGCUUCCCAGCCCCGAAGAUGGCGCGGCCGUCCGGCUGGUUGCUGCUGGACCUGGCGCUCAACGCCGCCGCCCUGCUCGCCGCCCUCGGUUGCGCUGCUGCGCUCGGCCUCGCCCAGGGGGGCUUUGGCCAAUGCAUCCUGUACGGGUCAGUGGGCUACAACGGGACGCUGAACCUCCUGAGUUCCAGCCCUCCCUCGCUCUGCUACUUCAUUUCUGCCAUCUCUGGGCUGACGGCCAUCUUCACCCUGGUCUCUCUGCUCCGCGGCCUCUACAGCUUGUGCUACGGCGAUGGACACUUGGUCCACUCCUGGAUCAGGACCUCCUUGGUGGUCUCAGCCACCGUCCUCUUCUUCCUUCUCGUCUCCGCCUGCGUGCUGCGCGUCGGCAUGGAUGUCUUCUGCGGCUCCAUUCGGAAAUCCAAAGCGGCCGCAAGCUGCCAAGAGGCUCAGCAGCGUCCCUGGGUCCAGCCUUAUCAUCCUGGGAAGUUCUACAACAACCUUUACGCUGCCCAGGCCACCGCUUGGGUGAACUUCCUCUUCUGGUUCUUGAAGUCCUUCCUGCUCUUCGUGGAAUGCAUCCGCAAAGCCCCCUACCAGUCCCUCGAGGAGGAAAACCCCCGGACUGACAAGACAGUGCCCGCCUUUGGCGACCAGUCUGAGUGAGGACAAGGUGAAGGAGGCACCACGAUGGCUCCCUCUGUUUGGACAGUCUGCCGCCUUCUACCCAGGUAGCAGAGGGCACCAUCUAACUUGCUUUGGCAAGAGACUGGAUUGUUUGAAGGUCUCCUCUCUCUUGGGUUACCCAGAAUGAUGUCCGGAAAGGUCACAACUGGAGGACUUCUGGAAUUCCCUGUCCUGUAGUUUUGCCCAUUCCCAUUCCCAACCCAGUUAAGUUCUCGUGAAGGUCACUACAGAAUAGAGCAAGGGUCUCCAACCGUGGCAACUUUAAAACUUGUGGACUUCAACUCUGGGAGUUGAAGUCCACAAGUCUUAAAGUUGCCAAGGUUGG